Messenger RNA from Neurospora tetrasperma FGSC 2508, 1402 nucleotides. RefSeq lists its product as uncharacterized. The transcript is spliced from 2 exons. NCBI's taxonomy places the organism in Eukaryota, Fungi, Ascomycota, Sordariomycetes, Sordariales, Sordariaceae. The coding region runs from base 461 to 1063 and encodes 200 amino acids. The record is from RefSeq and is a predicted model, not a curated record.
CUUUCUGAGCGAUAAAAGAGUUCAUGAUUCAGAGUGGUGGGUGGCCGGCUUGGUUGGAUAAGCAAACACAACUCUCACAUCGACGUCAGUGUUGGUUUAUCUUACUAGAAUUUGUUCAUCGCUUUCCGUCCCAUCUUUUUUCUAUCCGAUCACCUCGACAAUUUCACUUUAUUUUCCGAUCCGACCCACGGACCCAGGGGACCUGAACGGCUGCUCUUUCCCCAGAAUAUUGAGCCUCUGGACUAUUGGGUAUAAUAGUAUGACGAGACCACCCACAGUGCCUUUACAUUAGUGCUAGACACAUAACACGACUUACGAGUACUACGUAUCUUACGAUUCGACGAACGAACGGAGUACAUUUACAUCAAGUUAGCAUCAUAAUCGUCGAGAAUAGUAUUUACCCCACAAGGGCUUUGACAACACAAAGCAACGGCACACGCAUACCUUUAUAACUCCCAAAAUGGCUGCUCCUCCAACCCAGGGCUUCGACACAUCCUCCCUCUCCGAAAAGGACCUACGCGUCUUCCGCCUCUAUGGUCGUCUUCCCUCUAACCUCGCAUCCAAACCUCCCUCCACACCAGCCCCCUCCUCCACUUCAACAACCCCCUACACCACCCCUACAAACUCCGGCUCCUCUCUCCAACCGGCAACCAUAACAAGCACUGGUCCCAACGCGACCACCAACGCAGUGACCACCCGCUUCGCGCGUCAUCUCAGAGAGCGCAAGUACUUUGACUCGGGCGACUACGCUUUGUGCAAAGCCGGGCGCGGGAAUUCGGUGGAUGUUGGCAUGACUGGGUCUGCGCACCCGGCGCCGGAAGAGAUUCCGCAUCCCGUUCCGUUGUCGAUCAUGCAAAGGAGGAGGGGGUCGAGUUUUUGCGGUGGGGUUAGUGGGACCUUUCAUUUGGGGACACGAGAGGGGGAGGGGGAGGACGAUGGAGGAGGGUUGGCGGAUUCACCUGGCUUGGGGGGGUGGGGGAGGUAUAGGAGGUCGAGUCUGAGUGUGGAGGUUGUGGAUGCUGAUGGGGGAUAUGAGGUUGGGGGGGUGGAUGGGAGGAAAUGAAAUGAUCAUGGGGUGUUGUGGGUGGAGGUAGUUGGGUUCCUGGAUGCGUUGAGGGAUCUUUCAUUUCUUGAUGACGGCGGCUGUUGAGGUUGUGGCAUUAUGGCCGGGAGAAAUUGUUCUGGGCCGGGGCUUCCAGAUCGUCGUUUGUGUGGGAUGUUUUGUGGUCUUUGGUCAUUUCAUUUGCAUCGUCGGGUUUGUAGGCGACACAUUGUGAAAAUCAUUUGUGGCUUCUUGAAUGCGCUCAUCGUGUAUUCAUAUCCAAGUUGUGGUUGAUGAACGUAUUCGCACCGCAUAACUGGAAAAUUGUCAGUUCCGAAUGACUAUUCAUACCCAGUCCAA